This is a messenger RNA of Porites lobata, 2548 nucleotides long. The record is from the annotation of a GenBank genome assembly. NCBI's taxonomy places the organism in Eukaryota, Metazoa, Cnidaria, Anthozoa, Scleractinia, Poritidae.
AUGGCGUGUGCUUUGUAUGCAUGGAAUUGCAAACGAAGAUUAAAAACAACCCUCAAUAAGAGAACAAUUCCGAUCACGCCAAUUGAAUUAGAGCCUUUAGAGUCUUUAAACCAAGCGACCCCUUAUCUUCAGUCUCACAUGACGGCUGUUGAUUCUACGUCAACGUCAUUACCGGGUUCAAUAUCUGGAACUGUCUCUGAAAAUAGCAGUAAGGCUAGUAGAAUGCCAGGGACAUCGUCCGUUUUCGUCACAGUUAAGACUGUGGAAGAACUGGAAAACGAUUCCGUCUUGAACUACAUUUUGGAACGAGCGCUGCACAUACAAGAAUUUAUCACCAGUUGGACUAAAAAAUGUAACAACAAAACAAUAGAUUUGAUUGGUCUUCUCUGGAAGAUAAACUUACCGGCAGGUAACCUUUAUGAACAGGAGUCAAAGUUAAACGUUAUGGAAUUAAAUUUGACCCCACAGCACAAAGAUAACCUGUUAAGAAAUCUCACAGGAUUUAAUCUUCAGUUGGACCCAAUUAACAAAGACGGAAACUGCUUCUUCAGAGCAACAGCCCGGCAGCUAAAAAAACACUUGCAACGUUCGGAUUUGCAAAAUCUACAGCAUAUUUCCUCACUGGGGAUUGGAAUCAACGAGGAACGUGACACGGAAAACCUCAGACUACUUUUCGUGCGUGAAGUCACUGAAAAUCUCGAUGAAUACAGGGAGUGGAUGUCCUGUUCGUCAAAUGUACGGGAAAUUGAACGUUUUAAAACUGAUGGCCAUUUCGCAAGUGACAUUGGCGACAUCUGUACUAAGGCAUGUGCUAAUCUCCUCCGUGUCCCGAUAAUUGUAAUUACAGCUUUGCCUAAUGUCCCAUCCAUUCCAUUUUUACCAAAACAUUUCAUCACUGCUGUACCUACGUAUCUGGCGUACGACCAUUCAGGUCCAGGGCAUUAUGACGCUACAAAAGGUAAAUAAGCAUGCAUAAGGCAUUAAGACGGAAUCCACCAGGAAAUUGAGUAAUUUAAAUUUUCAUUGUACAAAAAUACCAGAAUAAUUCAAACAACAUCGCAUUCUUUUUUUAUAUUUUCAAGGGCUAUGGAUGUAAUUAGUUAUCUGUAACACCAAAGAAUGUGAAAAGAAAAUGUCUCAUGAGAGCCAGAGAAAAUAAAUGUCAAAUUUCACAAAAUGACACCUUACACGUGAAAUUUUCAGAACUUUACCUGUGUUUUCACAGUUCUCGUGAAAUUUGACAUUUAUUUUCUCGGGCUCCCAUCAGAAAUAGUCUUUGGUGUCAUUACAGAUAACUGUUUAUAUAUCCAUAGCCCUUGAAAUAUGUGAAAAAGAAUGCGAUAUUAUUUAAAUUGUUCUGGUACAAGGUUUUUGUUCACUGAAAAUCAAAAUUACUCAAUUUCCCGAUGGAUUCCGUCUUAAGCCUAGUUUAAGUGUAGCACGUUUGCUUGGAUGAUUUUGUUAUUGGCAUUUGUACGUUUUCCUGCCCGUGUGUGUUUAUAAAGGUCUUCUAAAUAAGCAAAUAAAUAUAUAAAGAAAUAAAUAACGAUUUAGAGGUAGCACAUCCACAAAGUGGUUCUUCUUCUACCUGAUUCCUGAUCGAAUUGGGAUUUGGAAAUGCUACCGGCAAAAAAAAAACUCUCGGAGCAAAGGAGAGGAAGAACAACAAACUCAACCACAUAUGGCGUCGACGCCGGGAUUUAAAACCGGGCCACACUGGUGGGAGGCGAGCGCUUUUACUACUGCGAGCUACUGCGCCAUCCCAUGCUCUCCGAACUCGUUACUACCUAUUGGAUUGGCAAUCACUCAAUCAUAAAUAUCAAAGAAGAUACUCUCUUAUUUACAGAUGAAGAAAAAAACGAGUAUCUAUCAUUUGAAACGUGGAUAUCUUAAAAAUGAACUAGUCCAUAGGAUAAUAAUAAUUGUAAUGAUAAUAAUUAAUCAUGAUGAUGAUGAUGAUGAUGAUGAUAACAACGAGGGUUACCAUUCCUUUGAGAGGUUUUACUUACACUGUAUUUUUUCUCUGGUAUGUUUCCAGAAUUUCUGAAUUCGAAUGAUGAAACGGAAGGAAAUGACACUAAAACCAGAUGUACCUGUGGCAAGAAUGUUAAAGACCCUUCCAAAAUGGCUUGCACAUCUUCUAAACGGUCCUUGUAACAGAAAAAGUCAAGCGUGCUCAAGAAAAUGUCGCUGCUUCAAUUGUAAGAACAAAAAUAAUGCUGCCUUUGAGGGAGAGAGGCAAUUAGGCGAAACACGCAAACGCAAACGCGGAUGUACAUGUGGUAAUACCUUAAACAAAGAAGAUAAAGGUCGUGUAUCGUGCAGAGAUGGAAAAAGAAAAACAAAAUGUCCAUGCGUUGCCGAAGGACUCGGGUGUACCGAGUCAUGCAAAUGUUACAACUGUGGAAAUAUCUUUCAAAUUGGCGGUGUUUCCGCUUCACCAGGCACAGGAAGAAAGAGAAGGAGAGCUACCAUUUCAACCUACAAGAGACAACGAGGAAAAGAGUUUAUGGAAAGACAGAAAGCUCCAGUGACCUCGGGACCUUAG